Messenger RNA from Pelobates cultripes (western spadefoot toad), 11500 nucleotides. Lineage: Eukaryota; Metazoa; Chordata; Amphibia; Anura; Pelobatidae. The record is from the annotation of a GenBank genome assembly.
GGGAGGAUCACACAGGGAGUGCAAAACAAUCCCCACCCCACCCCAGCUCCAGCAGCCAGAGAACUCAGUGUGGGUCCAGGAGAACCAUCUCACAUCAGCAGCCAGAGAACUCAGUGUGGGUCCAGGAGAACCAAUUUUCUAUCUCAGAUCCAAAGUCAGAGAACUCAGUGUGGGACCAGGACAACCAUCUCACAUCAGCAGCCAGAGAUCCAAUAGGAACCAUCUGGAAUAAACUGUUAAACUGCCUUAAAUUCCCUGGGAGAUUUCACACACUAUUCCAGGUUUGUAACAUGUCAUGUUUGUAACUUUCUCUAAAUGUUUGUGUUCACUCUUAGAAAGUGCCUUUUUUGUACGUUUGAUGAAUGCAUCUCUAUAUACAAUGUGUCUUAUAUGUAUUCAAUAUACUGUACUGAAUAUAUUGAUCUAAAAAUAUAAAGCCUUUAAUAAAAAUAUGCGAAAAGAGUACCUUUCUCAUGUCUGUUGUCACUAUGGGCUGGCUGGAAGACUGGGUCUGUGCUGUGGUCAGCAGGGAGGUGUUUCAGACAAUGUGAUGAUUCAUGGCUACCUAAUACAGUUAUGUCAUUAUCAAAAUAUGAAUAUUUAUAUCCUACUGACAGGACUGGGUUCCAGUUCACUUUCCACUGCUGGACUACAACUCCUAUCAGUCUGGAUGGCUAAGCAUGUUGGUAGAGGAAUGCAAGUCCUAGAACUGCUCAAAGGUUAAUUCCUUUAUUGGUCAAAGAUUUCUGCUCUGGCAAUACCUCUUCUGGUGUACCUGUUGUUAGACCUGGAGUCCCAUAAAUCUCAACCAGCCAGGAAAACCAGCCAUGGCCACCACUAACUGAGUAAAGGUGGGAUUUAUUGUCUGUACAACAUAAGGGCAGAAUUCCUGUCAUUAUCCUGGCUGAGCAUCCUCUAGUCUCAGAUCAUAUCUGAGAAUCCAGGAUUGAACAUCUGGACUAUUCUGAAUUCUGUGCAUGAUCUCAUUGUAUUAUUGCCCUGUAGUUACAAAGUUCACAUUUUCUUGCUGAAAUAUAUAAUAUUUCUAGGUUAUAGCAUGGCUGUAUCAUUGUUGCUAGCUGAUUUAUAAAGUAGCCUUAUCUGAAGUCCAUUCCUUUUCUUUAAGAGGUAGAUGUACUGAUAGUCAAUGUGAUUGGCCACUCUUUGACGGUUCCAGUUUAUUAUUUAACUUUCUCAUAGCAUUGUGGAGUACAGAGAUAGAGGUGACAGGGAACCUGUUACUUUCAAAGCAACAAAUUGGUCCCUUAGAUAGGAGCAGAUAUAUAGUUGGCUCUUCACUCUACCGGAGGCAGAGAUAGUGUAAAGAGUGGCCAGUGGAGAUAAAUUCAAUACAGAUCUCUUAGAACUAUGCCCCCCAUUGUACAAAUAUAAACUCAUAACAAAGGAGUUAAUUAAAAUGGCUAAUAAGUAAACGCUUUAGGUGUAUAAUGAACGGAUAUUAAAGGUUACUACGAAUAUAUUGGGGGAGGCAAAUAUACAUCAAUAAGAGUGUAACGGUCCUAGAAUCAAUAUAUUGGUUUUAUAAGGUUACUAAUUACCAUGAAAUGUAUACUAGAAAUGAUCACUAGUAAUAAAAUCACUAAGUAAUGAUUAAGCCGGUUGAGAAGAGAAAGAGAAAAAGAAAAAUAAGGAAAAGGCACACUAUAUACAAAAUAUAUACAAAAUAUACUACAGAGAACUCCCAUAAGUCAAAUGAAUGGAGAAAAAGAAAACCCUUCGUUUAGACCUGUGUCAGUCUUGUUAACCUGCAGGAACUGUGCUGUGAGAUUCAGCCUGGCUUUCCAUGUACAUCACUGGUGGCAAUUGGCAGCCAUAAUUGGGGCAUGUCAGCCUGGCAUUCAUUAGCUUAUCUGACAAGUGGCACUAUGUCCAAGUAACCCAGGGUUAUCACGCAGAAUAAUGCUGAAGUGCUGGCAUGGAUGUAUGUAUAUACACUGUACCCUGGUACCCAAGCACUGGCCUGACAUUUAAUAUCAUACUUUCUCUGUGCUUUUUGGUGAUGCCAGGAGAAAUACAUAGAAUAGCAUGAGCGGUGGAUCUGACAACCCAUCUCUGGAAAAUGACAGAACAGAAACAUCAGGACAGUUUAUUCAGGAAAUCCAGUGAGAGGCUCUGCAUCCAGGAGAGCUGGAGAGAGGCUCUCCACCCAGGAAAGCCAGAGAGGCUCUGCAACCACAAGAGCUGGAUAGAGGCUCUGCUCCCAGGAGAGCCGGAGAGAGGUCCUCCACCCAGGACAACCGGAGAGAGGCUCUGCUCCCAGGAGAGCCGGAGAGAGGCUUUGCACCCAGGAGAGCCGGAGAGAGGUCCUCCACCCAGGACAACCGGAAAGAGGCUCUGCUCCCAGGAGAGCCGGAGAGAGGCCCUCCACCCAGGACAAACGGAGAGAGGCUCUCCAUCCAAGAGAGCUGGAGAGAGGCUCUGCACCCAGGAAAGCUUGAGAGAAGGAACAUUAAGUGCCUCAAUGCAGAGCUUGAAGACACUGAACCUGGGUGCUGCACAUGGUGCAGCGGUGACCCAGGACUCUCUAGAGGCCAUCUGAGUGACUGUCACUAGAGGUGUUACUAAGCAGAAAUUUAAACUCUGCCUUUUCCACAGAAAAGGCAGUGUUUGCACUAAAAUGCCUGCAUUGACAGGCUAUAGACACUAGAACAACUACAUCAAGCUAUAGUGGUUCUGGUGACUAUAGCGUCGCUUUAAGAAUUGAAAAUGACUAGCUCCUAACUUUUUAAGCUGACUCCUAGCUCCAAAGUUGUCAAGCUCUGGCCUAUAGUGUCCCUUGAGGCCAGAGUAGUCCUAUUGAAGGCAUAUCUGACUCACAGAAUUUUUUGUUCAGCUAUUUUGACCUUGAAUAUAAAAUUCACUUUGAAUUCUCACCUUAGUGACUAACCCAGAGAUAAUUCUCAUAGAAUCCAACCUUAACUCAGCAGCUCAUAACUAAGCACACCCGCUAUAUCUAAAAGAGGGCACCUUGAGAAAGAUUGCAACCUAAUAAACUAACCCAAAUUCUGCUCUGUCAGCCCCCAUAACAGCACUAUUAUACUGUGAUAGGGCUAAUGAUUCCAUCUGUGUUCGAUGGAAUAUUGCCAGUCUCUGUUUCUGCUUUAUUCCAUAAAGUAUCCUUCUUUGGCAGAGGCCCAUAAAAGGCAGCAGACGCCCAGUAACAUUAAAAGGGAAAUGAUAGAAUCUCUCUAGAGUUUAUAUGAGAGAAUCACAGGAAUGCUCACCAACCACGGGAUGCAUUUUCCAGAUAGUGAGGGCAGCAUAAAAUAUUUAUCUUCUGUGCUGCAGAAUGUAAACAGACCCACCCACACCUCAGCAGAAUUGGCCCAGCUCCUGGCUCACAUACCACAGGAUAUUAAACAUUAAAGGGACACUAUAGGCACCGAGACCAAUUCAUCUCAAUGUCAUGCCCCUGUCGUUAUAACCCUGCAGUUGGGAAAGAAUAUAAAAUUGAUAUAAACUUUCUGUGAUCUGUGUCUGAAUGUGUAGCAAGAGGAACUGCUUACAGCUGGAGAAAAUGAAGAAGUUGCAUCUUGUGCUUGCAACAGUCUGAGUUAACUGUCACCGUCUAAAAUAAGACUAUGUUUGCAGCUAUUUCCCUAUUCUAAGAUUGCAUAAAUACCCAAUGCUCUCCCAAUAAAGGAGAGAUGAUAUUUGAAGCUACAACAAGUGUGAUUGUGGUUUAUUGUCUCCCGAGUACUCGAUUAUUGAUUAUUUGUCAGGAACCUCAAAUUCUUACCAAGUGGUGAUUGAUCCAUGACACCAUACAAACAUUGCUGUGGUGGAUCACCGCUGUUUCACCGCCAAGGAUUACCUUUUCCCGUAGUAUUAUAGCUCCUUCUAGUGAAAGUAGUGUGUAAGCUGGUUUAGCUCCCCCCCCCCACAUUCAUUAGCCGUGACUUUAUGUUGGGAGUAUGUGACGAGACCAAUUUCGCCACUGUGCAUAGGAGGAGUCUGGUUGCCCGCCUGCUGCCUUUAGACUAUGGCCCCAUGUUGAAACGAUUGAUUUUCCCCUGCAAAGACACGAAAGCCGGGUCAUUCGGUGCUUGCCCUGUUUGAGCGGUGAUACCCCAGAUAACUAUGCCAUGGAGCACAUUCGUAUAAUGAAAAACUAUGGGAAAGACUUUGGCUCCAUGGCAAUUGAACUGGAUGUGUGUGAUCUGAGCACCAUUCAGUAAUAAUGUGCGCUCAGAUCUGAGCUAUCUGGGGAUAUGUUGAAUGUACCUGUUUUAUGCAAUGGCUGCACAGUUAUAUAUUUUUAUGUAUUUUAUUGUCUUUUGCUGCCAUGUGUUCAAUGGAGUUUUGGCUAUGUCCUUGGAGAUAAUUGGAUUUCUUCCCAAUUAUCUCCAGGAUAGAAGACUCUGUGGAACUGGUUUUGGGCAGAAAAGCCAUGCUUGGUCACAAGGACUACAAUCUAUCUUUUGAACCACUGGACCAAUUUGUAUGAUUUUGACGUAUGUUUGUAUUUGGAGUAUGCUGAUUCUGAAAAUGUAAGUGUGAAUGUGAUGCAUACUUUUAAAAUUAUGAAUAAUGUGGAAAAACUGUAUUUCUCUGCCUGUGAUAAUUACAUUACCCAUUGUGUAAGGUAAUUGUAUCACAGGCAGAGGGGAGGAUUUUGUGUGGGAGUGUCUGAGUGUAUUGUACAUGUUUAUUGGUUGUUUUCCAAAACCCUGUAGGUGGUACUAAUGUGUAAGAAUGUGUACAUAAGAACAAUAAACCCACAGCUCUGUCUGUUCACUGCUUGACCCUCAAAACAGAGCCUUGUCUCGUUCUUGGGGGGAUUUAUUGUAUGCUGUUCCAGUUCGACUGCUAGGAGUGUAAACCUAUUCGUAUGGUUUUUCCUAUUCGGCUGUUUACGGCAUUCAUAUGGUUUCCUGUUCGGCGGAUUGGUGUCUUUGGUAGCUGCCUGUAUAUCUGGAAGGGGAAUAUCUCCUAAACGGCUUUUAACCCCUUUUAUGCCUGGGGGUGCUGUUACAGAGUAUAUUUAAUUUUAAUAGCACAAGCAUGGGAUCCUUUAUUUAACAGUACAAUGAUCCCGCCCUGGUGCCUUUGUGUCUGGGAGAUAAUUGAGUUGCUGCUUGCUAAGCUAAUUAUUUCCUGGAUACAGAGAACACAGCAAUAAAACACCCCCAAAAAAUAGUCAAAUCAUCAGGGAUUGACAAAUCACCACCGGGGUAAAAUUUUGACUGAAUGCUAACAGAGUCUAUGACCAAAAGAGUUCCAGGAUAAAUGGAGCUUUGACCGGCCAAAUGCCAUCAGCCCCUGAGAAUUAAAUAGGGGACGCUACCCCUUGCUCUCCAGGAGUGAUUGUUCCACAUAGUCCAAGGCGACUGCCCUCCAAAAAGCGCUCUUAUAGCUGUUUUGGAAAGUGGGGGAAAACAAAGGGGAAAGUUGACCGGGAGAGCUGCGGCCAUACCACAGUUCCAGAGACGUUGUGGAUAAGUCCUGCUGUAGUCUUUGCGGCUUUCUGGACUCCAGUCGCGGCCAGAGGAAGGGCGCUUCCAGUUGAUUGGCCUGGAGGAUUUAGGUUAAUUGUAAUGAAUGGGAUAACUGAAUGUGGGCAAGGGGUCCAUAAUUAUAUGCCCAUUAACGUGCCAUAAGCCACUUUAUUAAUGUACUAGAGUAAUGCCCAGUCAUUCAGACACUAAAUAGUGCAGGAUCCGUAUUGCCACACCAGAGGAAACUACAGUCUCUUUGGCACUGUUAGUGCUAACCUCAUUGCUAUUUUUUAGUAGUCCUCCUGGCGCAAGUGUCCACAAUACAGAUAAAAUGUCUUCCUUCCCCAUGCCCCCAAUCUACGUAAAUGACCAGCCAUGUCAUGAGCCAACCUCAUCUAAAUAUGUAAAGUCAGUUAAAGAAUCAGACCAUAGUGAAUAGAUAGCAAAGUCUCACUUGUAUCUGCUGAAUGAUUAAUAUUCUAUGUUUUGUGGUUUUAGGUCCAUAGAACCAGUAAUGAAAGCAUCUCUUCCAGAGAGAACUCCACUGUUCAGUCAUGAACCCAAUGGUCCUGCGUACAGAAUUCCGUCACUCAUUUAUAUCAAAGAGGAGAACACAUUUGUGGCUUUUGCGGAGAGACGAAAGAACAAUGCGGACGUCAGUGCUGAAUAUGUGGUCAUGAGAAGAGGGAUUUACAAGACUGGAUAUGUGAAGGUAAUUUUAUGUAUUGGAAAGAUUUACUGAGAUAUUUUUCAAUUCAGCACUAACAAUGUACUUUUUAGUAUCUUGUGGAACUAUAAUCUGUCUGGGGAAAAAUGGAAGAAGGGAAUUAUACUUCUACAAAAUGGUGAUGAGCGUGACCAUGUAGACAAAACAUAGGUAGAAUUGGAGGUGAUCAACUUUGAGACAAACCUGCUUAUCUCAAAUUGCAUAUUAAAAAAAGUGCUUUAGUGUUCUGUAUGUGAAAUGUGACAUUAUUAUGUUUUAUUACAAUCCAGAGAUAUAUUAGCAUGUCCUAUAAGGUGGAAGAUUCCUAUGUUUAUUUGUCAUGUGGUUUCACAAUUCUUUAUUAUUGUUCACUGUCAGAUCAAUAGCAACGAAUAGUUGAGUUACUCUUUAAAUACGUAUUUAAAUACUUGUAACAAUAGAGAGUACAAACUGUUCUUUUGUAUAUGGUCAUUAAAGAGGAAUAUAACCUACGGUAAUGUCUUCCUUUGCAGUGGGAAGGAAUCCAACCCUUACAUGAAGCUACCAUGAAAAACCAUCGCACCAUGAAUCCUUGUUCAGUCUACGACAAGAACUCCAAAGUUUUAUUCUUGUUUUUUAACUGUAUACCUGAUGGAGUCACUGAAAACCACAUGAGGGUCUGGGGAAAUUCUUCAAAGUUGUGCUAUGUCACCAGCAGCGAUUUUGGUAAAACGUGGAGUUUCAUCAAAGAUAUCACAGAAGUGACCAAUGGCAUUAGGAAAAUGACCACCUGUUUUUUGUCUCCAGGUCAUGGAAUACAAACACAAGAUGGGAAACUAAUUAUUCCUGCUUAUGUCUACAUUGCCAAAUAUUGGUGUAUACAUUGGUGGUUUGAUGCAGCCCAGUCAUUUUAUCUCUACAGUGCAGACCAGGGUCAUAAAUGGGAAAUAUCUCAGCGUAUUGUCAAAUACAAGAGUGGCGAAUGUGAGCUGGCGGAAAUAUGUGACGAUGGCAAAAACAUGCUUUAUUGCAAUGCCAGAUCCACAAGUGUUAAACGAGUGGAAGCACUAAGCCUAAAUAUUGGUGGAGAAUUUAAGUUUGUAGAAAAGAGCAGAAAGCUGAAGGAGAUAAAAGACGGAUGUCAUGGGAGUGUUUUAAGUUUCCUUGGGGGUGAGGAAACUGCGCAAAAUCACAAUCAUUGGCUAAUGUUUUCACACCCCAUAAAAAAUGACCGUAGAGAUCUUGGAAUAUUCUUGAACACGUUUCCACUCAAGUCUGACUCCUGGUCCAAACCUUGGGUCAUUUAUGAAGGAUUUAGUGGCUACUCCGACCUUGUCGACUGCCAAGAAGCAAACACAUUUGCAGUUUUGUUUGAGGGUGGUGAUAAAACUCAUUAUGAGCAUAUAUAUUUUUGCUUAUUUACCUUGGAAGAUGUUCUCGAAAACAUUAAGAAGAAGAAAAGCUUAUUUGCACGAUUUAAGAAAUAAUGUCGAGGUCAUUUUAUUAGAGCGGGGCCGGACGUAAUCUUUUAGAAAUGAUCUCACUGUGUGCAUUCUCAACAAUAAAACUGUAAGAAAAUAAUGAGUUAUGAAAAAUUCUAAGCAGUAAAUCAUUUAUAAGUCAGACUUAUUCAAGCUAAGAGCCCAGGUACAGGUUCUUAGAAUCUAUUGAUUACUGUUGUAAAUCAACUUGUUUCUAAAUUACGAAUGGGGUCAUAAAAUGAUAGAUAAAGAGAGCUACUAGUUAUCAUAUUUAAUAACAUAUAAAGGAAGAUACUUGUGGAAUAAGUAUACCAAAAUACUUGCAUACUAGUCAACAUGUGAAAAAAACAUGGAUAUGUCUCCCUGCCUGAAUAAUAACACACUUGUUUUGGAAACUAGACCAUAUUAACCUAUAGUGAGUACAGCCGUACUCUCAUUGUGAUAUAUGUUAUGGGUUUCCUAUAAGAAUACACAGGAGCCUCACCUGUACAGCUGCAGCUCACUUCCAUUGAAGCAAUGGGCAGCUGUAUUGCAAAAGCAGCUGCCAUAUUAGUGCAUGAGGAUGAGUGCAUGUGAUGUCACACAUAGACCAGGAACUGGCUGAGAGUUCUAAGCCAGUUCCUGUUUGAACCUGAAGUCAAAGGAGGCAGAUUAAAACCCUGGCAUAUGCUGUAUAUAGGCAUCAUGUUUUUUUUUUUUUUUUAUUACGCAAUUUAUAGUAUUUUAUCAUCUAUGUGUUUUAGAAAAGUGGGUGUUGACAUCUACUGAUGGGUGUCCCUCUAACAUUAUAAAUUAGAGAUAAGCCCUGUCACUUUGACUGUAGCGACUGCCACACUCAUUGAGUGGAAUGGGAGUAGCAAUGCGCAGCAGUGAAUCUUUAUAAAGAUAAAUUAUUCACUCACGGCCUAUUUAGAAUUUAAAAAGCUCAUAAAUGGAAAAUGUGAACACUUGACGAAGUGUUUGGAUAUAUCUCUUUAACUGCUGAUUCUUGAGGCUGGUGAGAUACCAAUUAUAUAGAUUUCAUUUUGUUAAUCCUACAAUGUGGGGAAAAUAUACAGUCCAGGAAUAUGGCUAGGAUGAUUUGCUAAUGAUACUAACCUUUGUGACACUUAACGUUGUGUAGGUAAGUGCAAUACACACCAAAGAAAAUAAGCAGUUUGUUCUGUUAACCUGGUGGAGUGACCUAAAAGAGACCCUUGUACCUAGUCACUUUUCAUCUAAACAAAUACAACAAUGCUGGCUUUCUGUACAAGGGAUUUACCAAUGUGGUCAAUGUGUGGCAUGUGGAUAUAUUAACAAGGGCUCCAAAGAACUAACAGAUUCAACAGAUAAAACUAUCUGUAAGGUCAAACAUUUUUUCAACUGCAAUACAAAAGGAGUUAUAUACCUCCUCAGUUGCAUUUGUGGCCUAAGAUAUGUAGGCAAGACGAUACGCCCCUUCAAAAAGAGAAUUAUGGAGCAUGUAUACUCCAUUCGGAAUCUCAGAGAAACUCCCGUGGCGACACAUAUCAGAACUAGCCACAGUGGAGAUCCAAAAGCCAUUAAAUUUGCGGGUAUUGAAAAAGUCAAUACAGGCGCCAGGGGAGGAGAUUUGGAUAGAAUCCUUCUCAAGAGGGAAUCCUUUUGGAUUUACAGAUUUAACACCUUCGCCCCUAACGGUUUAAAUGAGGGCUUUACCUUCACAACAUAUAUUGAAAAAAAAUAAAAAAAAAUAAAAAAAAUAAGUAGUACUUUAAUCUAAUUAAAUCAUUACACUUUUUUGUUAUUUUAUUCAAUUUUCUAUCUUUUAACUAGUAUGUUAUGAUUUUAUGAUAGAAGUAGAGCCUGUGAAAGCCCCUCUUUCAUUAGUCUAAUUGAGUACACAAUUCUUCUAUAUAUAUUUUUUGUAUUCCUCUCUCUUUAUCAUAUAGUCCAUCUGGAGAAUGUACACAUAUAAUCUGGUUUGUUUCCUUUAUGUGGAGCUAAUAUAGUGUAUUUCUUUUAUUUUAUAUCCACAUUUAGCUAUAUACAUUAUUUAUGUGACUCUAGAGAUCUUUCUUUAUUUUGGUCUCUAGAUUCAUUUUUUCAUAUGGACAAUACAAUAAGAGUAGUUAACAUAACUGUGUUCCUAUAGACUAUGUAAUAAUAAUUGACAUAAUACCCACUUAAUUAUAAGUGACAUCAAGGGUAAUUUGUUUCGGUCUUUUGGGGCUUUCCAUUAAUCAUAUGGCACUACGUUCGAAGGGGGCGUGGCCAAUUUGAACGCGGUUUUGGCGCGAAUGGCUGAACCACGCCCCCGUUCAGUGAUUGGCUAUGAGCAGCUUUUAAAUUGAUACCGGAGAGCUGCGUCCGGUUGCCAGGUAGCUUUUGGCAAUUUAGACAGGCAGUUAGAAUCUCCAGAUCGCUCUCCUCAAUCUAACAUUUGAUCGGACUAUUUUGAUAUAAUCCAUAGAUGUGAUUUCAGUGGGGGGUGGUAUCAGGAAUUAGGAGCCGAUUUUAGAGGGUAGGGGUGACUCUGCUCUUUUACUUUGAUUGUAGGGGACCUCUCUCUCUCUCCAACUGCCACUCUUUACUUCUGCUUAACUAUUAUGGGCUCUUUCCUGAUUUAGAUAGCCCAUGUUUAUAUUCUAAGCAUUAGUAAUAUUUUUGCAACAAUUUAUACAAAUGAUAGUAGACUAUUUAGGCACUCUGUAUAUAAUUGUUGCCUUGUGAGUGACUCACUAUAUUACAAGUUUGUUUCUCCUAUAUUUUUUGUUUCCCUGAGUGGAGAUCUUUUUUAUCCACUAGUUGACAUAAUUCUGUCUCAUAUACUUAUAGACAAUGUACACUAUUCUCUGAUACAACUAGUGAAUAUAUUGACAUACCUGCCUGUCUAUUAAUUUUUUUUUUUUAUUUCUAUACAUACACAUUUUUUUUCUGUAUUUUUUAAUUCUAUAAAUAAAAGUUAUAUUUUAUAUAAUCCAUCUGGUGGAUAGAGGGACCUCCUACCUACUAUUCCAGAGAUUUGUUUUCGCUGGAAUUUUCUUUAUUUUCUAACCUGGUGGAGUGGCCUUAAGUAACAUCCAAGGUGAUUUUUUGUAAAUGUUUUAAAAUGCCAGUUAAAGGGACACAAUAGUCACCAAGGCAACUUUAGAUUAAUGAAGCAUUUUUGGUGUGUAGAUCAUGUCCCUGCUGUCUCACUACUCAAUUAUCUGCCAUUUAGGAGUUAAAUCACUUUGUUUAUGCAGCCUUAGUCACACCUCCCUGCAUGUGACUUACACAGACUUCCUAAACACUUCCUUUAAAGAGUCAUCUUAUGUUUACACAUCCUUUAUUGCAAAUUCUGCUUAAUUUAAAAAAAAAAAAAUGUAUCUCCUGCUCUGUAAAUAGCUUGCUAGGCCCUACUGGAGCCUCCUGUAUGUGAUUAAAGUUCAAUUUACAGAGCAGGAGAUAAAAACGUUUAAAUUAAGUUAACAUCUGAUUACAAUUGAAAACGUUUUGCUUUCAAGCAGGCUGUGUCUGUCACAGCCAGGGGAGGUGUGGCUAGGGCUGCAUAAACAGAACAAAAGUGAUUUAACUCCUAAAUGGCAGCGAAUUGAGCAGUGAGACUUCUAAAGCAUGAUCUAUACACAAAAACGGCUUCCAACUAAAGUUGUUUGGUGCCUAUAGUGUCUCUUUAAAUAUUGUGUAUGUUAUUUCAGUUGAAUUAUUUCCAAAUUAUGGACUAGUAUUUUUUUGGUGUUCUUUGAGAAGUAAAAAAAAAAUAAUUUGUCUUUUUCUGUUAGAACUAACAUAUUUGCUUUUUUUUAAAAUAUAUUUCCUUACUUUUAUUCACUUACACUAUUAAAUGAAAAUAUUUUUGAAGUGUUAAAUUGAAUACAGUUACUAUUAUAUUUUAAUAAAAAAUGUCAACCAGC